Paramisgurnus dabryanus is the source of this 4307-nucleotide messenger RNA. It is a transcript of the gene lrrc24, whose product is annotated as leucine rich repeat containing 24. Gene Ontology annotation, molecular function: protein binding. The record is from RefSeq and is a predicted model, not a curated record. Lineage: Eukaryota; Metazoa; Chordata; Actinopteri; Cypriniformes; Cobitidae.
GAUCAGCUGAGCUCAUAGGGAAGCAGGAAAAGGAGAAGUAGGAUUCAUAAUCUGUAUCACGUGUAUAUGAGACGUUAUUUUGGUUUGUGGAGAUCUAUCGGUAAAUCAUUGACGCGUGCUGAUGUUAUUGUAAUAAAAAAGAGAUUUAACCGGAAUAUUCACACAUCGCAUCUGUGGAGAAUGGCAGGACAUAGCGGUGGCCUGUCAGGAUCGCAGCUCAAAUGCCGCUUUGUUUGCCGUCCCAGCGUGGAUUCAUCAUCAUUCAUGCUGUUUGUCCUAAAAUCCGUCUGAAUUCAACCCAAAACACAGUCCGUACAGAGACCGGCUAUUAAACCUUACCGAGCAUUUUACAGUUUCUCUGCCUCUUUCCCAUCAUUGCCUGAGAUGAAUUCUCGACAGCUGUCUGUGGUGUGGGCGCUCACUUUAGCCCAGCUGUGUGUGUUUUCUUUGGCUUGUCCUUCUGGGUGCCGCUGCUAUAGUUUGACUGUAGAAUGCGGAUCCAUUGGACUGAAAGAAAUCCCACAAGGCGUCGCUUACGGCACACAGACUAUAUUUCUGCAGGACAACGCCAUUGGACAGAUCCGUCAACGGGAUAUAUCUGAGCUUGGCCAGCUUCACUAUUUCUACCUGCAGAACAACAGCAUCUCCACCGUUGAAGCUGGAGCGUUCAGAAAGCUUGGACUGCUUCUUGAACUCGCUCUUAAUGGAAACCGGAUCCACUUAAUCACAGCUGACGUGUUUCGUGGCUUGGAUCACUUGCGCAUUCUCUAUCUCGCAGGAAACCAGAUCACCAGAUUGGAAGACUACACUUUCCGUGGACUACAGCGUCUACAGGAGCUGCAUCUUCAGGAGAAUGGGUUGGAGAUGCUCGGUGAUCAAGCUCUUGUGGGUCUGUCGUCUCUGGCUCUUCUGGACCUCAGCAGAAACAACCUAAGGACUCUGAGUCCUGCUUCACUCAAACCCCUUGUGAGCCUGCAGGUGCUGAGAGUCACAGAUAACCCGUGGCGCUGCGACUGUGCUUUGCACUGGCUUCGAGGCUGGAUAAAUGCAGAGGGCCAGAGACUGCUGAGCUCAGCCGAGCGGCGGAUGUUGUGUGCAGAACCACCACGCCUUUCCCACCUCAGUCUGGUUGAGGUUCCUGCAAACAGUCUAGUAUGCAUCCCCCCAGUAGUGCAGCUGGAGUCUAGUCACUUGACCGUGCGUUUGGGGGAGAGCUUGCGUGUGUCUUGCCAGGCGUCUGGAUACCCGCAGCCCCAGGUCACCUGGAGAAAAGCGUCUCAUGGUAAAGCCCAGCUGUCUCCCAGGGGUUUGGUACAAGAGGUUGGAAUAGAAGGAGAUACCAGGAAUGGGGGAAGGUUGGUGACUGCCAGACCCGUCGGAAAAGGUGGAGCGUCGAGUCGGGGCCCGGUGCGUGGAGUGGAAGAUGGAGGUGAUAGAGAAAGCUUUGAUCCAGACACUGGUAGCGGGAUGCUGUUUCUCAGUAACGUUACUGUGGCGCAUGCUGGAAGAUAUGAAUGCGAGGCCUGGAACCCUGGAGGGGUGGCUCGUGUGACCUUUCACCUUUCUGUGAACAUGUCCUCGUCUUCUUCCACCUCUGUGAUAUGGCCUCGGCUACACUCUUCGUCGUCUUACUAUCAUCCUUCCUCCGUGGACGUAAGCCAGGAGCCGCUGUAUGAACUGGAGAGCAUGGACUUCAACGCUUUGGGCACGGCCACUCAGACCGCCAUAGCUGUGGGCAUUUCUUUACUGGCCCUGACGGCCCUGCUGCUGCUUUGCAUGAUUUAUAGUCGUCACCAGCAACGACAAAAGGAAGAGGGUGGUUAUAGUACCAGCAAGGAGGAGAGCAUCCUCUACGUCAAUGACUAUUCCGACGGUCCUACCACUUUCGCUCAACUGGAAGAGUACAGAGAUGAUCGUGGCCAUGAGAUGUAUGUGCUGAACCGUGCCAAACCAGUGCUGGCUCCCCAUCCGACUGCCAACCAACAGGGGGUGGCGCUCAAGGCAAUUGAGAUGCUUCAGAGUCAGUGUAUGCUAACCCCAGAUAGAGGGCCAGGCAUUGGCAGCCGCAGAGCUCCUGCAGAGGGCGGAGAAGGUCCGCCGCCUGAUCCUGAGGGUUUGUUUUUGAACCAGAGCUUGCUGUUUGACACACAGAUUGCUUAUGAAAUCCACUGCUGAGCAGUAACUCAGUGAUUCUGUGCUUGACCCCGUCAAGCUUGGUAAAUGGAAAGACUUACAGUAGUUUUCAAAGCAUUCAAAUUGACCACAGAUUGGUGGGGUUUUUUGCCAUCUGACAUUAUUCUGCUCAAUUUCUUUUUGUUCAGAGAGCACAAGUACUUUUUUGAGAUAGUAAAGGAAUACCAUACUUUAAAGCUAUCAACAAACAGAACUGAUUUUGAGCAGGGUUCCAAAACAGUUGGAUAAACAGAUACAGAAGUGCUCCUAUGUUGCCAUAUCAAGAUGAAAGCGCAAAAUCUUAAAAGCGCUACAGAGCUCUACAGAGUGGUAAAAUCAACUUACAAAUAGCUUAUGGCUGCCUCUGCACAUUAGGCUGAAAGUACACACAGUAGCUUUUAAAUAAUAAUUUAUUCCUUUAGAGCAGUGGUCACCAAUCUUCUUCCUGGAGAUCUACCCUCCUGCCUAAUUUAGAUCCAACCCUGUUUCUCUCAUUUUUGGGUAGCCGUGAAAAGUUUGAUUAGCAUGUUCAGGUGUGUUUGAUUAGGGUUGGAGGUGAACUCUGCAGAAGGGUAGUCACCUGAAUGAGAGCAAGGUUUUGGCACGGAGGAAGGAAUGGAGCCCAACUAGUUUGUUAGAGCUGUGCAGUGAGUAAACCUUAAUCCCCAACCUCAAGAGGUGCUUUAGUGACAGAUGCUAGAGGCUGUGGCCUUUAUGAUCCUCAUUAGUGUGCCCAAUUCCCAAUCCCAUGCCGGACUGAUGACUGGUUCAAGUCUCAUUUAGUGUGGGAUCGAGUAGGACUGGUUACCGUGGUGUGGGCCCCAGAUGGAAGUGAGGUUUGGGGGAGGUUUUGGAAUGGAGCCCCAACUAGUUUGUGAGAGCUGUACAGUGAGUAAACCUUACUCUCUGACCUCAAGAGGUGCUCUAGUGACAGAUGCUAGAGGCCGUGGCCUUUAGUCUCCUUGUUAGAGUUCCCAAUUCACAUGCCAGACCGAUGGCUGGAUCGGGUUAGAGUAGGACCAUUUACAAGAGCAGAAACCAAAAAGAAAAUUCUGUGAUCACAAGUCCAUAACACAGUAUAUAAUCCAUACAGUAUAUUUUUUCAUGAAACAAAAAGGAGGAUUCUUGAUGAAUGACUGGAUACCUCUAUACAGCGCACAAGUCGUAUGGACUAAGUCUCUUUUGGAGUUUGUAAGCUGUGGUCACUAUUAGCACUCAUUAUAUGAGAAAGAGCUGUGAAAAUCUCCCCCAAAAGUUCCCUUUUAUGUUAAACUAGAACAAAAACAGCAUAAAGUUUUGAAACAACAUAAGGGGGAGUAAAUGCAGAAUUUCCUUUUUUUGGUAAGCUAUUCCUUAAAGUUUCUGAAAGCAACCCUAAAGGCAAAUUUUCAUGGAAAUAAAGCCUUUAUUUCAUUUACAGACUGUUACCUACCUUAUAAAGAAAAGGUACAACAAAUCAACCAAAAACAGUGGAGUAUGUCUUCUUGUUACUGUGAAAUGAACAUGAUCCAGACUGAGAGCUAUGAGAAGGUUUUACUUUCGUUUGAGCGGAAACUAAGAAGACAACGGUAAAGGACAUGGGACAUCCCUGUGUCAAACAUUUCACUUUCUCUGCUUGUGUCAGGCAGUGUGAAUAGCUUUGAUGUCUUUCUUGCAGAAGCUGUCUUCAUGUCAAGUAUCUUCUUCCUUUUACAUGCAUUCCUGUGAGUAUUUAUUUAUAUGUGCAAGGCAGAUGAGAAAGAAACUGGGUGUAAACAAGAACCAAAAGCAGGUGGGUGUAUGUUUGCAUCAGCGAAGUGAAGCAGUUCUUUUUCUAGGGAUGUGUGCCCCGAUAUUCUUGACCUCUGUUAGAGGAACACUGUGAAUAAAAACACUGGACUCUUGAUUCACAGCUUUGCUUUUGUAAGUUAUAAAUAUGGAAGUUUCUUUUAUAUAACAGUACUGUUUUUCUUUUUGACAGUGUCUAUAUGUUUUCCUGUUUGCUUUUCCAGCAGCAUUAUACAGAGAAAUGAUGAGUAGUGAUUACAUCAGGGUAUACAAGCUUCAGCUGAAUACAAUAGUUUGUGUAUUUCUGUCAAAUUGUCUAUCAAAUAUUGACCACCUAUUUUAUCCAAAUAAAUUAUGCAUUCAUUUGA